CCCACAUUAAAGCAGCCAGAUACAUUUGUAGGAGUUAUUUGCGUGUAAUUCACUGACCGUUUUCAGGAAAUGGGCACGUUUCGCUGGAAUAUGAGUCUGGGUGUAUUAAAUUACACGGAAAGUGCGCGUAGAUGGAGCGCGUGUUAUGAUGAGUGUGGGUCCAAGACAAAAUGGCGACGUGCGUAGGGACAGGCAGCUAUCACAAAGAGGGACGGUAACGGGAUGAUCGUGUGUGUUUUCGUAAUUGAGGAAAUACUUAAAUAGACACAACAGGUGAAUUGGAAUACUGAAGUCAGGCAAGUCAUGCGGUCUUUCGGUUAGAUCGAUCAGAGUAGCUGAAGUCAGCCAGCUCGCUAAAGAUCUCUUGCACCCACCCCCUGAGGAGGAGAAGAGGAGGCACAAGAAGAAGAGGCUUGUGCAAUGCCCUAACUCUUACUUCAUGGAUGUGAAGUGUCCAGGGUGCUACAAGAUCACGACAGUGUUCAGCCACGCGCAGACUGUUGUGCUGUGUGUGGGCUGCUCCACAGUGCUCUGUCAGCCCACAGGAGGGAAGGCACGCCUCACUGAAGGAUGUUCAUUCAGGAGGAAACAACAUUAGCUGUCUGGCUAAAGAGAUUGCUUGUUGGAAGGCUGGUGCUCAGCACAUUCUGUUUAGUUUGGACUGGAGAUGUGAACCAGCUGGACUGACUGAUCACUGUAACUCCAAGCUAUGGCCUUGUCUCAAUAAAUGUGGUCUUUUGGGUACAAGAUGGGGAUCACAUAUAAUUGACCAGUGAUUUCUUGUUUUUUAUCCAAUGUUUUUAUAUGAUUAUAAUAUGUAAUUUCUUCUAUCUAUGAUUUUUGGAGACAUCUAAGGUAGUUUCUUUCAACCCAGUCCUCAGGUUGAGAAACUGUUCUAGAGUUUAGGGAGAAUGUAUGAGAGUGAUAAUUGUGUAAUUCCUUCAGCAUAUGCAACACCUGGAAGCUACAUGCUGCUUUGUGGGUUUUCCAAACUGUUUUUUUGUGAGUAAUUUUUUAAUUCUGGACCUUUUCCAGCUUCAGGUAAAGUAGUGAUUCUGGCUGGGGUAUGACUGAAACUUCAAAUGUGGCAGAAAAAUGGCAGCAGGCCAGAGCAUAACCCUAAGGGGAGCCAGUGGAGAAGCCAUUGCUAACAGGUUAAAGCCCUUGGUCACUAAAAGCUUUUUUUAUCUAUAGAUGAGAUAGAUCUUAUCCUGAGCUAUUCUCUGCCUUGCACCUGUAACUCCUGGGAUAGACUCCAUACCACCCAUGACCCAGAAUGGGACUAAUGAGUUAUGUGUUUUAAUCGUUUCAAGAAUUAAGCUUUCUUUGAUAUGAAAAAAUACAUGGAUUAACAGGGAAGAUGGUAUUAGUGUUUACAGUGCAUGGUUCUCCAAGUAAGUUCCUAAUAUAAGGAUUAUGAGUGAAAAUAACUCUCUCUGGUGAAAUAUCUACUUGUAUAAUUAAUUGGAAGACUCAUUAAAUAUCUGCAUCUGGAUCAUUUUACCUCUUUGGUUUUGGGGAGUGGGGAAGGGCUAUCGUGUUUGAAGUCCUUUUCUUUGUUUUAAUGAGCAGUGGAUAAAUAACCUUAAAUCCCCUGGCUUGUAUUUAUGAACUACUUGAAUUAUAGUGCUGAAUGUCAUCUGUUGUUCCUGUCAUGUUCCAAACAUAUCUGCUUUCCUCAGUUAUCAGCUUAUAAAAAAAGCCAUACAUGGCAUGCUAUUACAUAAUCAAAGUUAUCUGACAGAUUAAAAAAAGCAAAGUCAGUCCAUUUGAAGAUAGUUCUCCUUUUCUGCUUAGAGUCCCUUUAUAGUGUGGUGAGUCAGGUGUCAACAACUCUUCUGGCUGUACUGUCUGAAAUAAAUUGUCAGACCAAU
Brienomyrus brachyistius is the source of this 1874-nucleotide messenger RNA. RefSeq names its product 40S ribosomal protein S27-like. Gene Ontology annotation, molecular function: structural constituent of ribosome; RNA binding. The record is from RefSeq and is a predicted model, not a curated record. Gene Ontology annotation, cellular component: ribosome; cytosolic small ribosomal subunit. The coding region runs from base 440 to 598 and encodes 52 amino acids. Gene Ontology annotation, biological process: ribosomal small subunit assembly; translation. The transcript has 4 exons. Lineage: Eukaryota; Metazoa; Chordata; Actinopteri; Osteoglossiformes; Mormyridae.